UAUUGGCAAUUCUAAUCCUCUAACUAACUCACUACCAAACCAGAACCUUAAAAGUUACUCGAAACAUGGUCAAAAUAAGUCUCAAUCAAGUUUGUCAAAAAACAAAGAUAGAGGUAUAAUAAGUCAAAUGAAAAAUAAAGGAGACCAAGUUACUUUAUUAACACGACAAGAGAUUCAAAAUUUGUUUGAAGAAUUUCUUAAGAAUGUAAUAAGACCAGAAUCAGACAUAUAUAAGCAAACCCAAGACAGAGAUCGGUCAACUCAAGGCCAAUCAAAUAGAGAUCGAUCAAGAUCUCAAGACCGAUUAAGCCAGAGUCAAUCAAGAUCUCAAGACCGAUUGAGCCAGAGUCGAUCAAGAUCUCAAGACUGA
Dentiscutata erythropus is the source of this 370-nucleotide messenger RNA. The record is from the annotation of a GenBank genome assembly. Lineage: Eukaryota; Fungi; Glomeromycota; Glomeromycetes; Diversisporales; Gigasporaceae.